This is a messenger RNA of Trematosphaeria pertusa, 3953 nucleotides long. RefSeq lists its product as uncharacterized. The transcript has 3 exons. The coding region runs from base 441 to 3653 and encodes 1070 amino acids. Lineage: Eukaryota; Fungi; Ascomycota; Dothideomycetes; Pleosporales; Trematosphaeriaceae. Gene Ontology annotation, molecular function: protein binding. The record is from RefSeq and is a predicted model, not a curated record.
CUAUUGCAUGCCUACAGGCUCACAAUAACAAUACUAAUUUUCUGUGCCCCCGUCAUAUACGGUGCUGCUGGACACCCGUAUUACCGUUCGUUUAAUCAAUAAAGGCUGCACCACCCCUGCCAAGCUGGCUGACGACCGUCACCAAAAUCUCCGUAUUCCCCACCCUCAAUCGCGACGUCCAGCACAUCCAGCAGCUGGAUCUGAAAUCUUGAAAUUUCCACGAAGCUAGCGUCGCGUCGCGUCCGAGCGCUCUCCUUCAUCUUCCCCACGGCGUCUUUCCCAGUCAAGCUUUGGCCAGCGUUGUGUUUGUGCUCCUUUAUAACUUCUGCAAGCCCGCCGUUGAUGGCCCGUUCCGACCUCAACGUCUUCAGCUAGCCUCGUUGUCAAAACCACGUCGGUGGCUUUGACCAUCGCAACCACAUCCGCGGCGACCGCGCACCAUGGCAUACCAACAGCAGCAGUACGACAACUACCAGCAACCGCGACAGCAGCAAUACUACCAACAGGGAGGCCCGCAGCCCGGAAGGCAGCCCGCGGGCUACAAUCAGCAAUACAACCAGCAGUACGACGGCUACGGAUACGAUCAGGGACAGUACGAGCAAUGGGACGACGGCUACUACAACUACGACCAGCAGGACGGCGGCUGGGGGAACGGGCAACAGCAGGGCGGAUAUGGUGACAUGAACGGGCAGACGAGACAGCCUCCGCAGGGUCGACGGCCUCCGCCAAGGGACCCGUACGCGCAGGAGCAAAUCUACGACGAGCAGUUCCAGCAGCCACAAGGACGAGACCCGAGAGGCAGGCCGAUGGGUCGAGGCAACGGGCCGCCGCCGCCGUCGCAGGGACGGGGAGGCCUGAGACCGCCGGGACGAGAUCGCGCCAUCCCGUCGCCCACGUCCCCAGCAACUAUCUCGCAAGACAACCCGUUUCCGACAUUUCCCACACAGAAAGCAAAGCCGCACCCGAAGGCUGGAUCCAUGGAUGAGGCUAUGGCCUUGAUGAAUCUGGGACAUGAGAACGAGGGGCAGGGAAGGCCGAUGGGGCCGCCACAAGGCAGAGGACGCGGUCGGCCGGGACCGGGACCGGGACCGGGACCGCCGCAAAACAGAGGGCCGCCGCCAGCAAGGGGAGAACCAGACAUGCAUAGGCAAGAUUCCGGGCAUUUUGAGGGCAACGGAAGAGGCCAGCGGCCUCCGAUGAAUCGCAUGCCCUCGGAUCGGAGAGCGCCGCCGCAGCAAGGGUUUGGGACGAACAUGCAGCGUUCGAUGACGAUGCCGCAGAACAUGGCUCCCGAUCAGAGGCCGCCUCCUCCGCAACAAAGUUUCGGUCCCAACACCCAGCGUUCCAUGACAAUGCCGCAGAACAUGGCAGCACCGGGCAGGCAGAGUUAUGAGGAUCAGCAGCAGUGGGCAGAGCCGGGUCCGGUGGCUGGGUAUCAUGGGCCUGAGUCGCCUACCUACAUUCCUCCUCGCCCUGCAACCGCAGGUGGGACAAAGCCAAACGGCUAUCCGCCCCAACACUAUGAGCAGAGGCCGCCUAUGCCGCAGAUACCUCCGCAGCAGCAGCAGCAACAGUACCAGUACCCGAAUCAACAGCGACGGUCCCAGGACGACGGACGAGCCGUGCUGGAUAACGUGUACGAUGACUACUACGGAGAAGGCAUUGACCGGCAAAGCAAGGCCUCGUCAAUAGACAUGCCCAAUUUCGAUGCCAUUCCCGAUUCAAACAACAGACACCGGAGGGGCUUCUCGAUAGAGAACCACCUCUCACCCACUUCGUCUGGUCCACCUAUGCAAAGCAUGACUCCCACAGCCGGACCCCAGAGCACGCAGAAGGGCAACUUCUAUCAACAAGCUUCGAGGAGUAGGUCUCAGCCGGACUUGCAUGCGCAAUACGCACAGCCCAAUGACGUCUACGAGAUGGCUGGUGACGCUCCUGCGGUUCCUGCGAUCCCUGCGACGCAAUCAGCAGGGCCUGUCGUAAACGGAUUGCCAAGCGGACCACGAGGUAGAGGGCCACCGCCUAGGGGAAUGGCCAUGGACACCACUGCCGCUCGAGGCCUGCCAAACCAGGGCUAUGGACAGGGCCAGCCGCAACAAUUCGAUCCUAGAUACGGACGCCAAGCUCCUCCGGGUCCGCACAGAGGAUACUCUGAUGACACGACAUACUCUGAGCCGCCGUCAACCUCCAUGAGAGGUGCUUCACCAAUGGCGCCGGGCAACCAAAUCCCUCGCCCCGGAACAGCAGCACCAACCCCCGGACGAGUACCGAGCGACCCCGUCGGCCGUCGACCGGGGACAUCACAACCAACGAAUCCAGAUGCUCUACCGGCACAUCCGGUGCCGGUGCGAGCUGGUCUCAUGCAACCGCAGCAGCAAGCUCAAACCCCUCCUCAAGCCGCAAGACCGCCGCCUAUGCGACAGUACAACACCGACCCAACGCCGAUUGGAUAUUCAAAUCCACAAUUAGCUUCCAUAGCACCACAACGACGCGUCUCUGUGCCACAUCCUGUUACGCAUGACGAACUCAACCGCCUCCGGAAUACCUGGAAAUCCGACCCGACCGACAACAGGACUGGUCUGCAGCUAGCCAAGAAGCUAGUGGAAGCAGCGAGUGUGCUCGCGGACGAAGGUGGAACGGCUGAUACAAGGACGCGGAACAAGAAUCGUGAAAAGUUCAUCUUCGAGGCGCACAAGAUUGUCAAGAAGCUGGUUUCCAACGGUGAUCCGAACGCAAUGUUCUACAUGGCAGAUUGCUACGGCCAAGGUCUCUUGGGGCUUCAGGUCGACACAAAGGAAGCCUUCACGCUCUACCAAUCCGCAGCCAAAGCCGGUCAUCCCGCUAGCGCAUAUCGGACGGCAGUCUGCUGCGAGAUGGGACAUGAAGAAGGCGGUGGUACGAAGAAGGACCCGCUCAAAGCUGUGCAAUGGUACCGACGCGCCGCAGCUUUAGGAGACGUACCUGCCUUGUACAAGGUGGGCAUGAUUUUGCUCAAAGGGCUUCUGGGCCAGCAGAAGAACUUGGGUGAGGCAAUCAAUAUGCUUAAGCGAGCUGCCGACCGCGCGGACGAGGAGAAUCCGCAUGCCCUCCACGAGCUGGCAUUGCUAUAUGAAGCACAGACCGGCAAUGAGAGGCUGAUAAGGGAUGAGGCUUAUGCCUUCCAGUUGUUCAGACAGGCUGCUGAGCUUGGGUACAAGUUCUCUCAGUUCCGCCUCGGUCAGGCGUACGAGUACGGUCUACUUGGGUGCCAAGUCGACGCACGAUCGAGCAUUGGUUGGUACACUCGCGCGGCUGCGCAGGAGGAGCAUCAGAGUGAGCUAGCCCUGUCGGGUUGGUACUUGACGGGCAGCCAAGGCAUCCUCGAGCAGAGCGACACGGAGGCCUACCUCUGGGCGCGCAAAGCAGCGUGUGCGGAGCCACCUCUUCCGAAGGCGCUCUUCGCUAUGGGCUACUUCACGGAGGUUGGGAUUGGGUGUCCAAGGAGCUUGGACGAGGCGAAGCGGUGGUAUGGACGAGCUGCUACCUACAAGUUCCCCAAAGCCCAGGAACGCCUCGAAGAGCUCAAGAAGGGCGGCGCGAAAGUACAGAUGAAGCGCGAGCGGCUGAGCCGAAGCAAUCAGAAGCAGCACGAGGAGAACUGCACCGUCAUGUGAAGAAGCGCGCUCAAGCCGCUGUUGAUGCUGCUACGAUCUUCUCUUUAUUCGACGGUAUACCCAAGGUUUUCUUUGUCAUCAGCUAGGAUACAGGCAUCUUUCUGCCGGGCUUGGUUUACGGAUAUGCUACGACAAGGCGCCGGGCGUUUCGUAAAAAUGGAUUGGAUGGGGUUAACUAGAGCUGAGAUAGUGAUGUCUAUGUCUACGUGGACAUGCCACGUCUGCACAUGGAUGAACGGGUAUGAGAUAGCUACCUGACGCGGGCGGUGGUGGCAUAUGAUGAAUGAAAGUGUUCGUUCU